Messenger RNA from Colletotrichum costaricense, 1278 nucleotides. RefSeq names its product dioxygenase. The record is from RefSeq and is a predicted model, not a curated record. Gene Ontology annotation, molecular function: catechol 1,2-dioxygenase activity; ferric iron binding. NCBI's taxonomy places the organism in Eukaryota, Fungi, Ascomycota, Sordariomycetes, Glomerellales, Glomerellaceae. Gene Ontology annotation, biological process: catechol-containing compound metabolic process. Bases 1 to 1278 code for a protein of 425 amino acids. The transcript has 8 exons.
AUGGGCUCAUUACAGAACGGAGACGGCCAGUACCAAGGCCUCGGCCAGGACUUCACCAAGCAGGUCAUCGCCUCCAUGGGAUCGGAGACGAACCCCAGACUCCGUGAGAUUCUCACUUCAUUCAUCCAGCACAUCCACGACUUUGCUCGCGAGGUCGAUCUUACGACAGAUGAGUGGAUGAUGGGUGUCAACAUGAUUAACUGGGCGGGCCAAAUGUCAAAUGACCGACGCAACGAGGGCCAGCUGCUUUGCGAUGUUCUCGGACUCGAAUCGCUCGUCGACGAUAUCACCAACAGAGUGGCCACAAAGAACGGCCAGCCAGGCACAGCAACAGCCAUUCUCGGCCCCUUUUGGCGGGCCGACACCCCUGUCCGCCCCAACGGCAGCACAAUCGCCGUGAAGUGCCCCGAGGACGGCGAGCUUGCUUUCAUGUACGGCCAAGUGACGUGCUCCAACACCGGAAAACCGUUGGCGAAUGCUUCAGUCGAUGUCUGGCAAGCAUCCACAAACGGUCUGUACGAGCAGCAAGAUGCCGAUCAGCCCGAGCACAACCUCCGCGGAGUCUUCAAGACGGAUGCGGAGGGACGUUAUGGAUUUUACUGCCUGCGACCCACGCCCUACCCAGUACCGGGUGACGGCCCCGCUGGAAAGCUUUUGGACCUGCUUCACCGCCACCACUUCAGACCUGCUCACAUCCAUCUCAUUGUCAAAUCAGGAGGCUUCAAGUCGGUAACAACACAAAUCUUUGACGAGGACUCAAAGUAUUUGGAUGACGACUCUGUGUUCGCGGUGAAGGAUGGCCUGACUGUAAAGUUUAUCGAGAGAAAGGGAGACCCCAAGGCUGCCAAGGAGCUCGAGUACAACAUCAAGUUGGCUGCCGAUUUCCAGUACGCCAAGUGGAUGUUGAACCAAGCUCAACUCAUCGCUACUGUUAAGCUACGUGCUUACUUCGUCCCCAAUCCUGAACGCAAGAAUAACUACUUCGUUGUUCUUCCUCUUCCCAAGGAGUUCAUGGAUCAGUUCGAGCCGGCAUGGAGGAAGCUCUUGGAGCAACAAGUUUCACUGAUUAUAUGGGAGAACGAGGACGACAAGAAGCCGUCUGUGUUCUGUUUCAAGCCGCACACGAGCUACAUCCAGACUCUCGAGCCUCGCCCUCUUGCCGAAUCUGUCGCUGUGCUUUUCUUGUCACGCCCGCACCCUCAUGAGCCCGGAAGUCGAUGCACCGUCGUGAGCUUCGAAAGUCGAGCGGAUGCCAAUGCGGCUCGGAUGGCGCACUAG